Messenger RNA from [Torrubiella] hemipterigena, 2903 nucleotides. The record is from the annotation of a GenBank genome assembly. NCBI's taxonomy places the organism in Eukaryota, Fungi, Ascomycota, Sordariomycetes, Hypocreales, Clavicipitaceae.
GCUGACAGCAAUUACAAAGACAUUGUCAAAAGUGCCGGGUGGAUGCUUCACAGCUUAUUUAGCUGAAUAUUGGUUGGCGGAUAUAUUAUCCAUCAUAAUUAAAUGACGGAUGACCUUUAUUUUCGGUCGUUUACUAAGAUCCGGAGGAAUGGCAUGUUGGACGGCUACCCGGUAUAAGAGCCACGAACCCGGCAGCGGCGAUGAGCCACCUAGAAGUCGGUUCUGGAGUAAGAAUAUAUGUACAUAGUACACUAAAUACAUAACUUAGUCUUAAUUUUUAUUUUAUUUUCCUUCAACCCCUAUUACUUGCGCUGUCAUUUUGAAGAUGGUUCCGUUCUGUUCAAGGGCACAGUUUCCAGUGACGAAAGAAUUUAGCUGAGACUGAAUAAACGAACACCAAGACUCUUAUAAAAUGAUACAUACAACGGAGUUUGUUUCAAAGAAUAUAUGCUACACACUAUAAGAAAGAAUUCUUCCAUGGUUUUCUAUAGCGACGCGUGUCUACCUGUUACUAUGGCAGUCCUGCCAGCUGGCAACUGGCAGACUUGUAAACACUGGUGCUAAUCGAGUAUCUAUUCACCAUCAUACUGGCUAUACUUUCUUUGUACCCCUCUUAUUGUAACAAUCCCUUUCAGAAAACUCCGUCUGACCAAAUAUCCCCCCAAUUGAAAGAAGCCAUGAGUGGCUGGGACAACAAUGAUCAAGGAGCUGCAGGCGGCUGGCAAACAAACGCUGCCGAGCCUGUUUACGAUGGCUGGGAGACACCCAAGGGCAUUUCUAGUGAUAUUGUACCAGACCAAUCGAAGUCUGCUUUAGCUUCCCUUGACCAGGUCAAUGAUUUGCUUCAGAACGCCAGCCUUGACGAAGGCAACGAUAAGUGUUUUGGCUGUGGUCAGCCUGGACACAUCCGAGCCGAUUGCCCAAGUGCUGAAGACAAUGUAUGCCGCUACUGCAAGAAGCCUGGACAUAUGGUCAAGGAGUGUCCUGAUAAGCCACCAAUGAUCUGUGACAAUUGCGGACAGGAAGGUCACACUAAGAUCAAGUGUGAGAACCCUCGCCGCAUUGACCGCGAACACAUUGCCGAUAUGCCGGCAGACAAGGCUUGGGACAAGAUCAAGAGCGCAGCGAGGGAACGCGAUGCUGAUGAUGCAAAGGAAGCAAUCCAGGAAUACAUCAAAGCUGUCGACGGGGCUGUGACGUACCGAGACUUGCAAGAGUCCUUUAUUAGGGACGGUAUCAACCUUUGGUUGAUUGGAGUAAAGCGUCCUCUCAUCGACGUCUAUACUAACAUGGAUAUUCAGGGCAACACUGGCAAGAAGUACACGAUUUCUUACCGCUUCUCUGAACGUCCUUCUAGGCCUCGAGAGAGAUGUGGCUGGCCACAGGAUCGCCAGGAACUGCUCAACAGACUCGACAAUGCUGGUGAUGCUGUUGACGGUGGUAUCCCCAAAUGUGUCAGAUGCAAGCAGCUUGGCCAUGUUUUGAAACACUGUACGAUCGAGCGUCAGGAAAAUGAAGAUGCCCACAAAAUGAUGUGCUACAAUUGCCGCUCCGACCAACACCGGGUGCGUGACUGCCCUGAACCUCGAGUGGAUAGAUUUGCCUGCAAGAACUGCGGCAAAUCCGGACACAAGGUAGCAGAGUGUCCCGAGGAGCCCAACGCCGAGAACGUGGAGUGUCGUCGCUGCCAUGCGAAGGGACAUUUCGCAAAGGACUGCCCCAAUGGAGGAGGAGAAGGUGGCAGUGGAUGCCGCAACUGUGGCCAAGAAGGGCAUAUUUCUCGUGACUGUGACCAGCCUGAGAAUAUGGACAAUGUUAUUUGCCACAACUGCUACAAGACUGGCCAUCGGCGCCGGAACUGUCCAUUGCCUACGGAUUGGAGUAAAGUCCAAUGCACCGUAUGCCAAGAGUAUGGGCAUACGCGCGUUCGAUGCCAGAAGGCGCCACCAGAUGAUAUGAAGGGCGAUGCUAGCCACGGCUUCGACCACGUUGUAGUUGGCAAUGGUGCUGGCUGGGAGAGUUCAACUGGGCCUGCUGUUAUGACAACCACCUCUGUAGGUGGCUGGUAACAGCCGGUAACAAGCACCUCGAGAGUUUUGGAGAAAGCUUCUCGAUGUUGGUAUGAAAGCUUGCUUGAAAUGAUUGAAGUGGACAUUAGCUAGAACAAUGAAGGCAAACAAAUUGAAAUAACCACAGAGGUUUAGCGGCAUGCCUUUGAUGUUUACAGAUACCACCAGGUCGAUAGGAUGCUACUCUUCUAUGAGGUUGGCAUAUAUGGCAAUAACAACUGCACCAUUACAAAAGUUGAGCAAAGCUUCCAGACGGGACCAAAACUGUUUUAGUGUGGAUACCAAGGUUGGAGCUUGCCUUGUGUAUCGGUACAUAAUUAGAUCUAAUCGGUCUGCGUAGCAUAAACUCUGUGACUACAGCAAGCGAGGAUAUAAAUGGCCAAGCCCAGACAAGUGUCGUGGGUUGCAGAGUCGUGACGUCACAGAUGGUACUGAGAAGCGGCGCCGAUCGCGACGGUGUACCAUUUGGUGGAGUAGCGGGUUUUAGACCGCGCAGAAGAGGCGCUCCGUUUUAAGCCAGUGUUAUUUAGGCACACCACAGAAUACGAGACGGUAGCGAAAGGGGAUGCGGCGUUACGACGGGGGAACAUGCAGGUAUUAGUAAACGGAAUGGACAGCUAAGACGCGGGCGGUUAAACUCGUGACUUUGAUGGGCGAUUGCGCAAGGAGGGUAGAUAUUGGAAUGUGAGAGACAGCUUUGUCGCAGGCCGGGCCGUUUUGAAUCUGGGUAGAGUGGCCUGGGGGACGGAGUCAAGGUGAGGAAAUACGCAAGUAUACUUCUGACGAUGGAGAUGGAGAUAAUAAGUAAAUACUCGUCAAUUGAAUAAGCCUGGC